GGAAGUUGUUUCGUUUUAUUUUAAUGGCGUCUAGCAACAUGUCAACAAACCAAAAGUGCAAUUUUAUUUUCUUCCUAUUGAAUUCAUUAACAUUUUACUAAUUUAAAAUGGGCUCAUCAAAGCAACAAACAUCUAUUUCUCGUGUCAUGGGCAUCUUACAAGAAUGGGACAAAGGUGCGAAACAAGUAAGAAAAAAGAUUCUAGAAGAUUUCAUUGCUCAAAAUCAGAAUAAAACUGGACCUGAGCUUGAACAGGAGUUCGCACAAGCCGCAAGCCUGUUUCUCACCAGAUUGACUGCAUGGCUUCGACUCUCGUAUCCUUUUAUAAUUAUAAAUAAAAAUUAUGCAUUUAUCUCAUGACAUGAUUAAUAAAUCUAUCACAAACAUCAUAAUGCUAAUAAAAAGUAUAUUUGCAAAAAUCAUUUUUUCAUUUCAUUAUAUUAGGCUUAUUAGGGCAAGGCCUAGGCCUAGUUUGAUUAAGUGCACCCCUCAGAACGAAUUAAAAAUAUAAUACUAUUUGCUAGAAAUUGUCCGCCUACCAGCCUAAUACUAAUAGCUACCAAUAAUUAGUGACUUAAAGCUAUUCAUUUUUUUAACGAUGGCAAUCUAUAUCAGCUUCUUCAUGAGGCUCUUCAUCGGUAUCAUCUCCAGAAAUAAAAAAAUUAAAAAAUAAAGAAAAAGGAAAAAAAUGCAAGAGACUAAAAAAAUUUAUAUCUGUUGAAUUGCUGUUUUAUAUUAGACAGGUAAUAAGGGAGAGACUGCAAUCCACGUUAGCACAAUAUAAAAUGAGUAAAACAAAGUAGGGUUAAACCUGAAAAAAGAAACGCAACAAAACAACGAACGUGUCGGCAGGAAGCAUUCGUCAGCAAACAAAAACAACAGUAAAAACAGUAUAAAAAUAAAAAAUAGCACUUAGCUUAGAAGUAGUAUCCGUGGGCAGCAAAUGAAUUGUGACAGAAAGUAAGUGAGUGAGAGAUUAAAUAGGGAAGAGGGAAAGAAAAGAGGAGAAGUAAGUCCACUGCGAUAGGUCGGGACGUGGAUGCUACAUGGUAUGAAUAUCAUGUCUCUUUUCACAGCUUGAACCUAGCUCCACCCCUGCAUGUCCCGACCUAUCGCAGUGGACUUACUUCUCCUCUUAAAAUAUGAACCGAUGCUUGCUGUCUGCCGGCCAUGGUAUUGUUUAUUUUAUAUUAUUACAAGCAAUAAUUAGUCAGCAAAAAAAAUUAGAAGUAAAAAAUUAAGUCAUCAAUUACCGGUAGCUAAUUAAGCUGGUAGCCGGAUACUUAAUAAUGAAAAGUAUUCUAUUAUUAAUUUGGGACUGCUUUUCUGAGGAGUGCCUGAUUAAUUAUAAGUAUUACUUUUUUAUUAAUUUAUUACUUUUGUAAAUAUGUAUUAUUUAAUAGAUAUGUCACCAUCCUAUAUUUUGAUAAGAUAAAUUAUAAAUGAAAUAAUUAUAAUAUAUUUAUCAUAAAUAUGAGUAAACUGUCAAAAAGCCUGUUUAAGUUUAGUUUUAUCUUUAACAAAGAUAUAGUUAUAUGACAGGAGUAUGCUUAAAUGAGCUACUACGAGCCAUAACAGUUUUUCUGUCUGCAUCUAGUGGGUAUGAAAAAUAUGCUGUUGUUACUAUUGUUAGAAUCACCAAUAUUUUUUAAUUGAUUUUGUUUUCCUUAUUUUUCUACAUUGUUUAUAAUUUAUGUAUCUUCAAUUUUCCGUUUCUCUUUGUCUGUAGCUGUGUUUCAUGACAUAGUCAUGAUUAUGAUAGUAUUAAAGUAUUAAUGCUGAUAUUGAAAACCUAGACAUAAAUAAAAUAUUAAUAAAAUAUUUAAUCACAUUAACAUUAACACAGUAAAAACAACUAAAUGACUUGCUAAUGGUACUAUAUUAAUAGAGAGACAUGACUACAUUUUUUAAUCAAUGAUUAACUUUUUUGUCUUUCUUUAUAAGCUGCUUAAAAUAUUUUAUUUUCAUUUGUUCUUAGUCACAAAUUUAUGGCAGAAUUUAUGGAGGUUGGCGGAACACUAACAUUGCUUGAAAUAAUUGGACUUAAACAAGCCAAAGAAAGUGACAAAGCAGAGGCUCUAAGGUGCCUUCAUCAAAUUGCAAAUGCUGGAAGAAAAUACAAGGAACUCAUUUGUGAAAGCUAUGGUAAGCCUUAAUAUUUAAAUAAUAAAGAUAACAAAAUGAUUAAAGCAGAUUUUCAUUUUUAAACAGAUGUGGCAAUGUGCCACUAUUUGCAACAACUUUUAGGUAACAUUUUAUAUGCAGCAGUAUGCAGCAGAUAGGAAUAAGAGAAUCCACUCUCAUAGUCAUAGUGUGACUGCUAUGGGUAACCCCAAGCAUGUACACAUCCAUGGUCAUUUAAAGUAACACACAGCUGUGUACUGGCCUUAAAUUUUAUGUUGGUUAUUUACACGCGGGAAUAACCAUCCCUGCCCCGGGGUUGACCCAUGGGCAGCUCGGACGUGGGUACCCUGUGACUGUCUGGGGGGCGGGGGCAAACUGGGACUGGAGGUGUGUACAUUUUUUGAGAUUGUGGUGUGGAACGGAUAGGUCGGGUCGGCAGCAUGUGUGCGAGAUUUUACUGUCGGCUCUGUCAACGGAUUGUACCUUACAUUAAAAAGCUAUAGUUCUCAGACCUGAUCGUUUUAUUGUGAUUUUUUAUAAACUCAAAGUCACGUCACCACUCGGCUACACAAAGAUUAUUAAAAUUACAUUUAGACUAGAGACUAACCGAAAGUGAUUUUCUGAUUUCAGCCGAAACCAAACUAGACCGAAAGUUAAAAAUGACUUUCGGCUGAAACCAAAAGUAAACCGAAACUUAACUUUUCAGUUUCGUCCGAAACCGAAAUUAAACCGAAAGUUAACUUUUCAGUUUUAGCCGAAGCCGAAAUAUUUAAAUAUUUCAAAACUCGUUUUCUUACACGUUCUGCUCACUGUGAAUAAUAAUGGAACAACUUUUGUGACAAUUUUUAUUCGUCUUAAAUGACUCUCAUACAAUUUAUCGAAUGAAGAGAACUUUCUCCCCUUCUUUGGCUUUUACCCACAAGACUUAAAGAAACUCUUUUCUUCCGAGAACCCAUACAUUUUUUGUUGAAACUCGUGUUCUUAUUGGUCGACAUGAAAUUGUUUGUUUAUCGGCAAUUAUCAUUGGUCGGCUAAUUUUAGUUUUGACCUAGAUUGAACAAAAAUUAAGCGAAUGUUUGUUUAGUUUGAUAAUACAGUCCCACGACAUAAUUAUUUUAUGAAACAGUGAUACACACAUACGUUUGUAGGCUUAUGAUUUAACUUAAAGGCUACUUUUGCCUAAUUAUGCACAAUUAAAAAAGUAAUAAAGUUUUAUUAUUUUUUAAAAUAUUACUUAAGGUUCAUUCUUUUCUUUCUUUACAUUUAUUUCCAUACACUUCACACUUGACCUAUUUGACGUGAUAUUUUAAUAUUUUAUUUUGUUGUCAUUAAAAACAUUUAUGAGCACGAUAACUAUGAAUGUCAAUGAAUUAAUUAAUUGAGAAAGCCUAAGGAUCACAAAUUAAAAGGAAUAAAAGAAUAAUGUAAAAAAAUAAUAAAGGAAAUGUUACCUUUCCCUAAGAUUUUUUUUCAGAAUGCUAUGACUAUGACUACAUUUAUGAGCAAGAUAAUGAUAAAUCAAAAUGUAUUUCACAAAUAAAUUACUUGAAUAAGCCUAGUUUUCCCAAUUUUUUUUAAAAAUCAAAAAUUAUUAUAUAAAUAUUGCCAUUCCCCGUAGAUUUUUUUCCACAAAACUAUUAACCUUUCAUUUUGCCUUAUUGAAAUUUCAUUUCUUAAAAUAUUGGACAAGUCAGUCAUCAUGCAGCUGUCAACAGUGUUCGCAAAUUAUAUGUUAUGUAUUACCGAUGACAGCUAUAUGUCACGCCAUAAUUAAUAUUGGAUGCCAGCCGUCAGAGUGACAAUCUGACAUCUGGUAGAAGAUCGAUGGCAUUUUUCACUUUCGACCAGACGGCCAAAAGUCUCAAUCAAUUUCAGCCGAAACCGAAAGUAAACCAAAAUUUAACUUUUCAGUUUCGGCAUAAAGAAGGCCGAAAGUGAUCAAAUGGCAACUUUCGGCGCUGAAACCGACGCCGAAGCUCGGUCGGUCUCUAAUUUAGUCAUUAUAUUACAAUGCAACAUUUUAACAGAACAAAAAAAUCACUAUUAUGUUUUACUAUGCAUUAGGUAUUAGGGCUAUUGCUGAGUGUUUGGCAAAGGCAAAGGAAGAGGACACUCAAGAUGCUUGCAAAAAUCUGCUUCUUAUGCUUGCACAAGGAAAUCCUAAGUUUCAAAAUCAGGCUAGUUAUUCUAAUUCUUUGUUUUGUGUUUUGUAAUAAUUAAAUUUUGUAUCCAUCUGUUGUUCUAUAAACUAUUACAUUUACACUUUGUUACAAAAGAUUCUUUAUCAGAAAAUAUUUCCUUAUCUUUAUCAACUGUUCCAUUUCCAUUUUACCCUGUUUCAGGUGUACAAAGGCUUUAUUGCACUCCUGCCAUGCAGUUCACCCAAAGCUCAGCAAAUGGCUUGCAGUGCUUUGCGAAUAGUGCAACCUAUAAUAGGAACAGCUAAUCCAACCAUCAUAGAACCUCUUUUAAAUCUGUUGAGAACUCUGCAUCUUGAAGUUCAAUUUGAAAGUUGGUAUUAAGAAAAGAAUGUUUACCCUUUUGUGGAACAUUAAUCAAAACUUAUUAAAGUGAAAAAAUAUGUCCAAAGAUUUUACUACCGGUAUUGCAAGUUGAUGACCAUAUGUUAAUUUUUUUUUAAAACCUGAAUUUUUUUUUCAAAGUUUUUUGCUUGUUGGCUGGAUGGGGAUCUUAUCUAGUUAAAUAAAUGAACGUGUGGAUAAUAAAUAAAAUAUUUAUUAAAGAUAUAAAGAGAUCUCCUACUCUUCCUUUAAAAUUUCAGUUAUAUGUUUUGACUUUAAAAUAUUAAUAAGAGCAAUAAGAGUUAUAAAAGUAAACGUCUGAUUUGAAGUAAUGUUCUUACUGCUCUAUUCCUUUUGUUUUUUUAAUUCAUGAUUUCAUUUUUCCAGCCAUUGAACUUAUAAAAGAUUUAAUGGACUAUGAAGUGGCAGACUCCCUUCUGUCAGGCCUAGUGAGCCUUCUCAAGCCAGCUUUGGAGGAUAUUUUAGCAAGGCAUGAGGCAGAUGAUGGUAACAUUAAAUAAUGCUUUUAAACAUUUUGCUUAGUAUUUGGAAUCAUGAAGCCAAUAUUUUGAAUAGAACCAAACAUCUUGAUUGAAAUCAUCUAUCAAAAGCGAUUCUUUAUAGCAAAUAAAACUGCACAGAUAAAUCAAAAAUAAACUUAGCUCUUAGGAAAUCCUGUCAAGUUAACUGAAAAAGAAAGGGUGCUGGGUGGCCGAGCGGUCUAAACUGUCUAAAACCUAAUAGCUGAUGGUCUGGAGUUCAAUCCCCACCAUAGCCAACAUCUCAAGCACUCCGGGUGGAUGUGACUCAUUAGCCCUGGACGGCAACCCAUCUAAGAGAAGGCAAACUCUGAAUUUAAACCAGGAGCCAGAAUGAUCAACAAAUUGAUCGUGAAGAAAUGAUUUUUCAAUUAAUCUGUGGUUCAUAUUUUCCUAUAUCGAAUUUGAUUACAGUCUCCAAAAUUUAUGACAUAAAGUUUUCAUUUUCAACCAUUUAUAUUGGAUAUCACAUUAGUUUUUUUCUAAGACACCAGUUACUUUCCCCAGAUAGUAUUUAUUAAUUGAUCAUCAUUAGUAAUUAUGUGAGUUAUGAAUUAUAUACUGGUAAUUAAAAAUACAAUCAGCAGAAUUAAGGAAAUGAACAAAAUUAAAAAUAAGGUGUGCGGAGCUGUAGGAUAACAAGUUGUUGAUAAAACUUAUUUAUGAUGAAAGGCUACAAAACAUUACAUUAAAAAUGAUCACAACUGUGUAUGGCAAUUAUUAAAAAAUUAUAUUAUAUUUUUCAUCAGAAGAUUCAAUCCAGCCUAAAAUUAGUGCCCCACUUCCUGUGUUUGUGCAACAAGCAGCUGCAGCCAAGACUAUCGGGUAUAUAACUUUGUUUUUUUAACUUUGUUCUGGGAUUAUACUGUAAUCUCUACUAUCCAAAAAUAAUUACCUAAGGAAUUUUUUAAAGAAUUUGUAGGGCAUUAAUUGAAAAAAUUGUAACAAAACUAAAAAAUCUCUCAGACAGAAAAACUAAUUAAAUUAAAUGUGUGAAAAUAUUUUGUUCAAACUCAAUCAAAUAAAUGUGAUACUUUCACAGUAUUCUUGCACGUGAUAGUAAUCAAGUUGCUGAAAAGCUUAUUCAGGUUAGUUACCUCUUGGAAAGUAUUUGAAAUAGAUCUAUAUUUCAUUUACUAAAUAGGAAAAAUCCUUAAAGUAAUAAUUGGAUGUUGUGUGUCGUAAGUGGUGAGAUGUUGGUAACUAAGAAGGUGCACAAAAAUUAGAUCUAAUGUCUUUCUUGUGCAUUUCAUGUAAGAAAGAUUUUGCUCAUUGCAUGAUAAAAUUGUGUUAAGUUUUAAUUUACUUUAUGUCUGAACCUUGUGAAAUGCAUCAUUAUUGAAUAAUCAUUCCUAAUAGCCACAGUUAUGGCGAAUGAAAAGUAAAAUUCACCACACUAUAUAUAAAUCAUAAAACACUAAUAUUAAAUAAAUUAAAUAAAAAAAUAAGCUGUUAAAUUAUAUUUUAACUGCUGAAGGCGGCGCCUCUGCUAGUAAUCCUGAAUAUUGAAUAAGAAUUUUAUAAGGUUUACAUAGAUAAUAAUAACAGCUGUUUAUACAUGAAAAAUAGUAAUUUAAUUCGAUGGUAUGAUACUUCUGCUCUAUAGUAUCCUGUAUUUAAUUGACAUCUUACCUUCACUGAUGUAUACCAUAACAUCUUCAUUUCAGCUGCGGGUGACACAUAGACUUAUGUAUGCCAUGGGCAAUACAGAUUAUGCAGACAGUCAAAGACAAGCUAGUAUCAGCUUAGAGGUACUUGCCUCUGUUCAUUAUAAUUUAAGCUGAAAUUUCUAGUUAGAAAUUUAAAAAAUGUUUAAAUACUACCAUUUUUUAAAGUGGCUAAUUAAUUAACUGGUAAAUUUGUUAUAUUUCUGGGCAGCAUUUCUGUCGAACAUUCUCCAUUGUUGAUGAUCAUGUCAGAGACGCCAUGGGAGAAACCCUUUAUGAUCUUUUUAUGGUAUGUCACUUGAACAAACUUCUUUUAAAUUAUGAGAAUUAUUAUUUUUACAAACUGCUGGGUUGCACCAAUCAAAAACUAGACUGAGAUAUUUUUUCAGAGUUAAAAUGAAAAAAUAUAUGAUUUCAUUGCUUAUUUUUUUAUUUGUGGUAAAUAAUAGUUUAUUUUAUUGUUAACUUCACAGUCCAAUCCUGAAACCUUGUACCUUAAUUUGACUCAUGUACAAGCUGAUGUACUGGUGUCGAAUAAAGUCAACAUUCCUAAAUGUAAGUAAUCUUUAGUAAUGUCAAUCUUUUUUUUUUUUUUUGUUAGAGCAAGUUCUUGGUCAGAAAUAUUAACAUUAUCACAUUAUUAAAUAAUUUGGCUUGAGAAAUAUCAUGAAGUACGAACUGUUAACAAAUUUAAUUAUACUGAUCCUCAUUUACAUUUAAAUACAGGUAAGAGAAAUAAAGAAAUCUAUAAGUGCAUAGAAAGCAAUCAUACUAUUUGAUAAAAUCAUUUACCUUGCAUUCAUUUUUCCAGUGAAACAAAUUACAGACUGAGUUUGAUUUCAAUGACAUCACUGCACUUUGUCAACCUGAAUAUUGCUUCUUACACAGAAACUAGGCGAAAACAAAUAGGAUUUGUACAAAAUAACUAACUGACAUAAAAUUUAUCUUCUUGAACUAUGAGAGCGAAAAACAGUAUGAAAACUAACUUGUUUGCUUAAUAAGGCUAAUUUCAUUCAAGCAUUUAAUUAGAUAGAACCUAUUAAACUAUAAAAGUACUUAAGUUCUAUUGAUAAGUAUUUGUUUAGUUGUUUCGAAGUGUCUUUUACAAUUUGUUUGGAAAAACUGACUAAUAAUGACAAAUCGUAAAUUUUUUCUCUGCCACCUAGAAUAUCUACAGUUUCUAAGCUAAAUAUAGAAACCAGUGUUAAGGGAGCUAUUUAUUACAAAUUGUAUCAUCUAUUUGUUAAAUUAUUAUUGUAUAAUUGUAUCUUUGAAUUAUCUUCUUUUGUCGAUGUACUUGAUCAGUAAAAUAAUUUAUUUUGAAAUUUGGAUAUUGCUGUAAAAGUAAAAAAUUCUGGCUGCCAAAUUUCUUUCCUUCAAAUUUCUAUCUAUGGCAUUCAUUAAAUAAUUUUUCAUACUCACCAUUAUUAUAGAAUUAGAAUGUUUUGGAACUAAAAUGCCAAAAGAAACCACCUGAACAUUUGAACACCUACUGGUUCAGGAAAGCCAUUUUUUAAUCAGUUACAAAGAGUGUAGUAUGUACAGUUCACGUUUUUAUUUCAGGGUCCAGUCCAAAAAAAUAAUACAAAAUUAACAAUUAUUCAUACAAAGUAUAACAGAAUUAAAAAGAAUGAAGACAAGUUAGCAACUGUUAAAGUUUAUUUUGUAUUUAUACCCUUGUGAGCAACAAUAACAUGGAAGUGUUGUAAACAUUUUGAAGACACUUUAAUUUCAUUGUCAUCAAACAAACAAAUUUAAACAUGCAAUAAUUAAAGCAUCUGUGCACCGCGACAAGUAAAAA
Messenger RNA from Lymnaea stagnalis (great pond snail), 8652 nucleotides. NCBI's taxonomy places the organism in Eukaryota, Metazoa, Mollusca, Gastropoda, Lymnaeidae. The record is from the annotation of a GenBank genome assembly.